Molecule: messenger RNA, 4553 nt
Organism: Bicyclus anynana (squinting bush brown)
Lineage: Eukaryota; Metazoa; Arthropoda; Insecta; Lepidoptera; Nymphalidae
Product: zinc finger CCCH domain-containing protein 13
Exons: 9
Coding region: 243-3260 (1005 amino acids)
Cellular component (GO): RNA N6-methyladenosine methyltransferase complex
Molecular function (GO): metal ion binding
Source: RefSeq, a predicted model, not a curated record
UGUGCUUUCUAUUAAUCUGUGGUCUGUGGUGCACAUUUUGAUCGAUUUUUAGCGCAAACAAAUCUUUUAAUAAUUAUUUACAUUUUAAGCUCUAAAACAAAUACCCUCUAACAACAUUACUGUUUGUUUGUUUGAAAUAAAAAUAUUUGGGUUUGGUUAUCAUUGUUUAAUAUUUUUCCUUGCCAUAGGAGAUGUGUUUCUUUCAUAAACGCUGUAGGUGAGACCAAUGUUUUUUCACUAUAAUGUCAAAACAAGGAAAAAGAAAAAUCACUGUCGAGUUACCGAAAACAAAAGACCUUUCUAAUAGACCAAGUGUGUUCGAACGUCUCGGUACUAAAAAGUCUAGCGGAAAGAAAGCCACGGAACAUUGCAGGCAGUGGGCACAACACGGCAGCUGCGCCUACGGUAAGAGUUGCAAAUUUGCAUCCACUCAUACCUUGAUAAGUCCAUCGAAACAGCGAGCAGCGAACAAAGACACUGAGAAACGUUUAUUGAAAGAUGAUCCUAAAAGUAGAUUGCAUUCCACUGUAGUUGUGAGGUCAGGCCGAAGUCCCGAUGGUGAGAUCGACAACUGGGACCAGAAUGACUUAGAAUAUGCGGACACAGACGUACUCGAGAAGAGGCGCCUGCAGUUGCAGCGGGAACUAGAAUUGCAACUGAAAAUGGACUCUGGUAAAGACAUGCGGAAAGACAAAAAGAAAACAGUGUCGACCUCAUCUUCAUCUAGAAGUUCAAGUUCAUCAAGUGUGUCGUCAUCAUCUUCAGACGGUAGCAGUUCAUCGUCUUCGUCUGGCAGGGAUGCAAAGAGGAGAGCCAAGAAAGGAAAAUUGAAAAGGAACUCCAGUUCAUCAUCAGAAUGUGAUAUACCUUCCAAGAAAAAGUUAAUAAAGACUGAUUCAAUGAAACGAGAUAAAAGUGAAUCAAAAAAAGUUAACUUAAAGAAAGAUGAUAGUAGGUUGUUAAAAAAACAUGAAGCAAGCAAAAAGAAAAAUCUUUCAAAGGCAAUUGGUAAGAAAUCAUUGUCACCUGGUAAAAAAUCAGGUGGCACACCUCCAAUAUCUUCAAAAAGUGCAUCUUCAAAAACCGCCUCUAAACAUGUCAAGUCUCCACAAAGAAAAGAUAGAAAUAGAAGUGUGUCGCCGCAUACUGCUAAAGACAGAGAUAAAGAUAGAGAUCGAUUAAAGGAUAAAGACCGAGAAAAGGAUCGUGACAGGGAUCGUGGAAGGCGCAGCCGAUCACCAAAAAAAGGUCGCUCUAGGUCACCACGUCAACAUGGAUCACAUCCAAAAGACCCUAGAAAGAAAGAUAGCUCAGAAAGAAGCAGGCCAGUUUCGCCUAAGAAACAAGUAAGAAGAGAUGGCAGUACUGAGAAACAUCGAAAACGAUCUCUCAGUAGAGAUAGAGACAGGGGACGUGAUCAUAAGGAUAGAUCGCUAGAGAGAAAGAAAGAUAAACAUGAUGAUAAGGAGAGACACGAUAGAAAAGAUAGAGGACGUGAUAGAAAUAAGGAUAGUAAAAGAGAUGACUCAAAACGUCGCGGUCGCGAUCGUGGUUUAGGUAGUGGAAGAGGUGACAAAGGUUUAGAAAAGCCAAACAAACCAAUGCAAAGAUUGCUGCCGAGACCAGAAGAACGCUUAGCUGCUUUAGCAGCUAUAUCAAAUAGGGCAUUGGAAUCGGAUAAAAACUCAACUAAUUCUAAAGAUCGUCAAGACACGCAGUCCGAGAGAGGCGGUCGUAAACAAGACCGAGCUGAAAGAGAUAGACCCAUCAAAAGAGAACGGAUGGAUAGCUUAGAAAGGGAACAGAGUGAAUUUGAUGUAGCCAUGGAACGUCAAUAUGAUCAUGGUCAUGGCAUUGAUCAUUACGAUAGACUAGAUGAUCGUUAUGAUGGCGUUGCACGGGAAGGCGAUCGUUCACCUAGUUACAACUUACAAGGCAGGGACAGACAUUAUGAUCCAGGUUAUGAUAUGCCUGGACCACCUAGAGGAUACCCUGACGAUGACGAUAGGAUGUAUGGGGAUGCUAUGGGCGACCCCCGAGGAAUAGAAAUGGGUUAUGACGACCGGCGUCCACACCGCGACCAUUCCUGGGAAGGACGCUCGGGUUCUAUGGAUCGUGAGCGUGGUUAUAUGCAUCCUCGUAAAGAUUGGGACAAUGACGACUAUCGUGGCCCAGAUUGGGGUCGAGAACGACAUUGGCCAUUACAUGAACCUCAGAUGAGUGAAUGGGGUGACAAAGAACCAGAUGAAGGUUGGCACCACCGUGGUCAUCCUGGACCUCAUCGCGGUCGCAUGCAUGAUGAUUACAAUCGUGGAGGUAGAAUGGAUCAAGGACGUAACGAUAAAAGACGUGCCCCAAGAAACGAAACAGAAACUGCAAAGGAUUCAGCCCCUACAACUCAAACUGCCCCAGUUGCACAAACAGAUGAACAGGAUGGUGAUGAGAAACCUAUCCCUGAUGAUCUGAGUGAGAUUAGUGAUGAUCCAGAUGACAUUCUGGAAAGAGAAGAUAUGUUAGAUCAAAACAUUGAUGAAAACAGUCAAACUGAUCAGCCUAAUGAAGAAAGUAUUCCUAAAAUAGAUGGUUCAGAGAAAGAAUCCACACAGGACACAAGUGGUGCUUGCGAGGAAAAGGAAUCUCAAGAUGGCAAAGACGAAGAGGACGUCGCUAAUUUAGAUUUUGAAGAAAUUUCUGAUGGCGAAUUAGAAGAGGAACGAACACGGGCUGGCCUUGGCGAUGCUCUUGGUGUAGAUUGGGCGAGUCUUGUUGCCGAUGUCCACCGGCGCGAGCAAACCGCUCCUGCAGGAGGCGCACGAGACCGUUGGCGGCCUGAACGCGUGCUGCCUCGCAUCGGCCUCUCCAUAGAGAUGGCGGGCAAAGACACGGUCCAAGAUAUACUGCAGCAAAACGCCAAGUCCCUGCAAGGUGACAAAACUGGAGCCGAUGGUGAUAAAAACAGUUUGGUCAACGGCACACAUGAUGAUUUACAUAAAUCUGAUUAUCCAACAGAUGUCAAUGAUUUACAUCCAGUGGCUGCUAUUCAGGUUGCAACAGAGAAGCGGAAACGUCAACGCGCAGUUUUAUUCGGUUCUGGGUGUGAAAUCACGCGGGGACUGAGCGCGAGGCGGGAUCUGGCACUUCGCAGAUACCUGUGCCACUUGCCUGUGGCCGAGCGCACGGGGCAGGCCCGGGUGGCGCCACAACCCACCCUGUUCCACGCCGCCCGAGCCUUGCUCAUGCAAGCGCCCGUCUCUGGCUGACAAAGACUAUAAACCAAGCAUAGUCUUUGGUAACACAAACACAAGUGGCACAGACCAAAAUUAAUUCAAAAAGAAUCAACAUAAUGUGUUUCUAAUAAUUUCUUGUUUUGAAUGAUCCACAUUGUGGUGGUGUAAAAUAGUAUGAUUUUCUUCUGACGACGGAAAAAUCAAGAGAUUUUGUUGGACAUUUUGAAAUACAAGGCAUAAUGAUCAGUGUUCAGAACAGUUGCCCGUGGCCGAGCGCACGGGACAGGCCCGGGUGGCGUCACAACCCACCCUGUUCCACGCCGUCCGAGCCUUGCUCAUGCAAGCGCCCGUCUCUGGCUGACAAAGACUAUAAACCAAACUUAGUCUUUGGUAACACAAACACAAGUGGCACAAACCAAAAUUUGUUCCAAAAGAAUCGACAUAAUGUGUUUAUAAUAAUUUCAUGUUUUGAAUUAUUGACAUUGUGGUGGUGUAAAAUUGUAUGAUUUUCUUCGGACGACGGACAAAUCAUGAGAUUGUGUUGUACAUUUUGGAAUACAACAAACAAACAAAUGAUUAGUGGCUCAUGCAAGCGCCCGUAUCUGCCUGACAAAGACUAUAAACCAAAAUUAAUUGAAAGAGAAUCGAUAUAUUUUGUUUAUAAUAAUUCCAUGUUUUGAAUUAUCGUAUCGACAUUGUGAUGGUGUAAAUUUUGGAAUACAAUUAACAUAAUUAUUAGUGUUCAGAACAGAACUGAAUUUGUGUUUAAUAGACAUCGAAUAUUAUUUAAAAUCCGUGGCUUUAUAGAGCCAUCACAAGCAGAGUAAAUCUUCAAAAUCAGGAUAAUUUGGCUCAUAAAAUUGAGUUAUUAUUUACAUUUGAAUACUAAAAAAGUUUGAUAAAACUGGUAUGUGAACUGAGUUGUAGGUAUGAGAUAGUGAAUUUCAGUGUUAUAUUUCAAGUUGACGUGAACAAGUAAUGUGCAUUUUACAAUGUUAGUAUAGAUGCACAAUUUUUUUCAUAUAAUCUGUGACUGCAAUUAAUUUUAGAAUCAUCAAAGUAAUGUUUAUUUUAAAAGCGUAAGUUAGGUAGCUGUCUAGAAAAUCGUUUGAAUUUAACAAAAACCGCAUCUAAAUAUUAUCACAAGGCACGAGAAUCAAUUUAAUUCCUAAUAAUUUAUGAAAAUAAACCUUUUCAUGAUACAAAUUUUAUUAUUAUUAUUAUGUAUAGGUACAAUAAGUAUCUACAUAUUUUGUUUUAAAUUUUAUUGUCUUUUAAGAAACUCUAUGUUAAUAUAAAAAUUGAUAAUAAAGUGGCUAACGAAUA